This is a messenger RNA of Ustilago hordei, 1812 nucleotides long. Its product is annotated as putative ILV3 - dihydroxy-acid dehydratase, mitochondrial precursor. Gene Ontology annotation, cellular component: mitochondrion. The record is from RefSeq and is a predicted model, not a curated record. Lineage: Eukaryota; Fungi; Basidiomycota; Ustilaginomycetes; Ustilaginales; Ustilaginaceae. Gene Ontology annotation, molecular function: dihydroxy-acid dehydratase activity. Gene Ontology annotation, biological process: branched-chain amino acid biosynthetic process. Bases 1 to 1812 code for a protein of 603 amino acids. The transcript has a single exon.
AUGCUGCGCUCCGCCCUCAGACCCCAUGCAGGCUCGCUCCUACGUCGUGCACUGUCCACCUCGACCACCCUUGACGCUCAACGCGCAGCUCCUGGUGCCCUGAACAAGUACUCUCGCAUCAUCACUAGGCCCAAGGAUCAGGGUGCUUCCCAGGCCAUGCUUUAUGCCACUGAUGGUAUAGAGGACGACGAGGAUCUCGCCCGUGCUAUGGUCGGUAUCGGAUCCAUCUGGUACGAGGGUAACCCAUGCAAUGCCCAUCUCCUCUCCAUCUCGCAGCGUGUUAAGAAGUCCGUUCAGCAGGCUGGGCUCACUGGCUACCAGUUCGGUGCUGUCGGUGUUUCGGAUGGUAUUUCGAUGGGUACUGAUGCUAUGUCCUACUCUCUUCCCUCGCGUGACUUGAUUGCCGAUUCGGUCGAGUCUGCUUGUGGUGGUCACUGGCUCGACGGUGCCGUCGUUAUUCCUGGUUGUGACAAGAAUAUGCCUGGUGUAUUGAUGGCUCUCGGACGUCUCAAUCGUCCCGGUAUCAUGCUCUAUGGUGGUACGAUUCGACCUGGUGCUUGUGCUAGCGUCCAAGGUACUCUCGACAUUGUUUCUGCUUUCCAGUCCUACGGCCAGUAUCUCGCCAAUGGUGGUACGCCUGAGGCAGACAAGAUUCGAUACGACACUGUCCGCAACGCCUGCCCCGGUCCUGGUGCCUGCGGUGGUAUGUACACUGCCAACACCAUGGCAUCGUGCGCCGAAGCCCUGGGUAUGACUCUCCCAGGCAGCUCCUCCUUCCCUGCCGAAUACCCUGAAAAGAUGGCCGAAGCCGAAAACAUGGGUGCCGCGAUGCGCCUCAUCCUCGAGAGGGACAUCAAGCCCCGUGACAUCAUGACUCGUUCCGCUUUCGAGGACGCUAUUGCCCUUACCAUGGUCCUUGGUGGCUCCACCAACGCCGUUCUUCACCUUAUCGCCAUCGCUCAUUCGGUCGGUAUCGAGCUCAGCAUCGAUGAAUUCCAGCGUAUCGCCGACAUGACACCCUUCCUUGCCGACCUCAAGCCUUCGGGCAAGUACGUGAUGGAAGAUGUUCAUUCCAAGCUCGGCGGUAUCCCCACCGUCAUCCAAUACUGUAUCGAGAAUAAACUCAUCAAGGGUGAACAUAUCACUGUUACCGGUCGCACUCUUGCUGAGAACGUCGACCGAUGGACUCAGGAGCGCGGCAAACUUCCUGUUGGUCAGCAAGUCCUUCGUCCCCUCAGCAAACCUCUCAAGAGCACUGGUCAUAUUCGCAUUCUUAAGGGUAACCUCGCUCCCGGUGGAGCAGUCGCUAAAAUCACUGGCAAGGAAGGUCUUCGAUUCACUGGUAAAGCUCGUGUCUUUGACACAGAAGAUGCUAUGGUUGCUGCUGUCGAACAAGGCGAGAUCAAGAAGGGUGAGAAGACGGUUAUCGUUCUUAGAUACAAGGGUCCUAAAGGUGGUCCUGGUAUGCCAGAGAUGCUCAAGCCUACCAGUUUGAUUAUGGGUGCUGGCUUGGGUAAGGAUGUUGCUUGUUUGACUGAUGGUCGUUUUUCGGGAGGAAGUCAUGGUUUUGUCAUCGGUCAUGUUGUUCCAGAAGCACAGGUUGGUGGUCCAAUUGGUUUGGUUCAGGAUGGUGAUAUCAUCGCUAUAGAUGCAGAGACAAAUACUCUUGAGCUUGUCGGGGUUUCAGAUGUUGACCUCGAAAUGCGUCGUGCUGCAUGGAAGCCUCUUGCUCUUAAACCAAAGUCUGGCCACUUGCUCAAAUUCGUCCGCAAUGUCGCCGAUGCUUCUCACGGUUGCAUCACCGACAUGUAG